GCGAAUCAUAGGUGGCGGAAUCGAGAAUGUUUUGAAUUUUUGGGUGAAUCGAAUAAAUCCGAAAAUAAAUCGAAGAUAAUGGUGCGAAGGUAAACCGAGUGAAGUGAAAUGUUCGAUAGUGUUUAAAGUGGCUCGAAAUGCCGGAAAAGAGCUCGCCGAACGGCGUUUUCAGGGCGUGUUUAUCGAAAGCUCGUACACAGUUUACAAUGGCCGUGUUCGGUUUUGUGUAGUGCACUGCUGCGGACUCGAAGCGAGAAACAGUUGACGUACUGUUCAAGCGUAAAGCGUACAAAGAAUAUCGACGUAUCAGCUCGUGUUAAAAUACUUUUUACCUCCUAUAAAUUACUGUGAAAUUGUGACCGAAAUAUACUGCGAACUGUUCGAAGUUUCUCCGCGGAAAUAUACCUUUGCCAACGAAACAAAUGGAUUUAUAAAUCUACAACGCUGCUGAUGGGCGCGUCAUGACGCGAAAAACAAGAACGAGGAGACCGCGUAUCCAGUCCCUCCAAAGCGGCUACUGUGAAAUCUGCCAUCAACCCUACAACAACUUGGAAGAGCACAUCCAUUCGAAGCGGCAUCAGAAGCUGAUCGGCGAUGACGGCGCCUAUAUUGCCGUCAACGGGUUCCUCAGUCCGCACUCUAACAUCGAAACCUUUCUAAACUUGAACAUAGACACCGCUUUAGAUAAUGGUGCGUUAGACCCGAGCGACAUAUCGCCGAGACCGAGACGCAGAAACAUGCCGCGCACCCGUGCCGCAUCGGUGGUUUGCGAAAGAGUCAAACCGUCCCCGCUAUCGCCCGCCCACAGCGAAAUCAUAGGUCACCAUCACUUGAGGUCCAGAAGGAAUAUAAACUACAUGACUCCUCCGCUGGACGAGGAUAGCUUGCCAGAAUCGGACAAGACGGAUUUUAGCCCCCCUCCCACCCCUGUAGAUCAUGCCCAAAACAGGGAGUUAAGGAGCAGCAGCAGAAUUCUAUCUAAACUGCAAGAGAAUCAAGAAAAAGACGACGUGUGGAGCUCGGGUCGCCCGAAAAGAGCCUGCAUCAACAAAAGACGAAGAACCUCGAUAGACGAACGAUUAUUAGCGGACCACCCCAAAGCCUACUACAAAGUGGAAGUUCUAUCGUCGAAACUGAGAUCCUCGCAAACCAGAGAGUUGGAAGUGUCGAAAGCGCAGUCCCUCGAAGAUAAAGAAAAAGGCCUCAUAGUAAAGUUCAAGAAGCUCCGCAACUCCGAACUGGUGCAACUCAACAAUGAAGCUUCGAAUUUUCUAUUCCCCUCCAAGAAAGAUAACUCCGAAGAGGAGGAUGAGGAGGAGGGGGGCGAUCCAGACGCGGAUUGCGCCAACUCCACCGUCAGCACCACGAAAAACGACAGCACUCUGCUCAUCUCCAGCGAGGAGGACGCAGAGGAGGAGACGACUUCGAUGAAAUUCAAGGUUGAAGAUGAAGCCUCAAUGGACAGCGUGAGCUCGGAAAAACGCAAGAAAAAAAGACGAACGCAUGCCGAAGCGUUCAUCAACGAUAACCACAAGUAUUACAAGUUCGAAAUGCCCGGAUCCAGUUCUUGCAGGUUAAGGUAUCAGGGAAGUUAUCUGCCGCCGUCGGUAGACCCGCCGCUUAAGUCGCCCAAAGGUAACGGGGAUUGCACGCAACCGAAAGUGGAAAAGGAGGAAAAACCCGAAAUCAAGAAACCCAGGCUCAAGUUGGCCGACUACAAGUUCUCAUUUGAGAGGGUUCCUAGGAAUGAACAGUGGUACAGCACUUUUAGAAGGCAGGACACUGGAGAGAUGAGGUUUCCAUACUUUAGCGAUUUUUACUGGGACUCCUUCAUAAUGCCAUACCAAAUGAACUCCAUACAACCGAUGGACCCGAAAAAAUGCAUACAACAUUACGUUCAAGUCAAGAAACUGCUGCAAGACCCUCCAUCGUGUUGCUCUGACGGGUCCACCACACCAGACCAAUCCGUAACAAACUCCACGCCAUCCGAAGAACUGCACGAUGAAGACAGCAAGAUAAGUACAAUCACCACCAGUUCAACGAGCACUUUAACGGAGGAUUCCAGCGAGCCGCUGAUGAAGAGAAACAUGAAGAGGAAGAAAAUGCUGACCAUGUCGCCGAGCUCGAGUAAAAACCCUAGAAAGUCGCCCAGGCAACACGCGUCCACCUUGGCGAUACUGAGCAGCUUGAUACAGCAGAGAAAGCGGAAAUCCCGAAGUUUGGACGACAGCAAAACGAUUCUACCUUGCAUACCUGAAGAGACGAAGGAGGAGGAGCCGCCGAAAGUCGAAGAAAAACUCGAAGAACCAGCUGAACCGGUGAGAAAACGCAAAAUCAUAGUGUGCUCGCGCAAGCCGCGGAAAAUCCUGAAGAGAAAACCGGUGGUGAAAAUCGACUACAAUCUGCUGGCGAACAAAAUCGAGGACGAAAUCAACUCGACGCUGGAAGAGGAGGACAACUUCGAGGAGAUAGAACAACCGGAGGACAGUGUGGACUUCAAGAACAGCACUGUGCAGUUCAGUGAUAUUUUGACGAUGCACGACAAGGCGUUCGCGAAGGAGGACGAAAAAAGCGCCAGACGGUUCUUCAACGGCACGCCUGGUAGAAAACCCGGGCGGAGAAAGAAAAAGAAUAAAACCGGGUGGCCCAACAAAAACAAAAGGUUGUUAAAGAAGGAGCAAGUGGCGAAUCCCGAGAAGGAGGAGGAUAACAGUACAAUAGGCUCUUGCAGCGAGCAAGAAUCCGAAGAAGAGGAAUGUGAGAGGGACUUGCCUACGACUGAUAACGCUAGUAUUAUUAAUGACAAAAAACUCUCGGAGAGUGUGGAGAAAAGUGACAACAGUGUGAGUGAAAAAAAUUGUGAUCAAGAGGCUAAAGUGCUGACAACCAACGCGAAGCAAAACGUCGAGUAUCAUCCGUACGUGUGCGUUCAGAAGUUGAGCAACGAGAAGAUUUUAAAGUCGCGCGUGAACGUGACAACGUCGCCGCCGGCCGCUGCCAACGCGACGGCGAAACAAAGGACGAGCGGACGACGGCAACGCCGCAUGCCCGGUUCGCCCAAGUCGCCGCGCAUGCUCCGCAAGCCGCGCGGACGUUGGUACAGGGAAAGAUAAGAUUUGCUGAAAUGUGCCAUUCCUAAAUAAAUAUAGUUUGUGUACACUCGUCAGGCAAAGUAUUGCAAUUUUUUUUUAUUAAUUGAGUUUUUGACCAUUGAUGUACAAGGAAAUUGUAGAAUUGACUUGAGAGCGGCCAGAUGUACACUUUACUGGGCCAAAAAAAUCGACUAUUUUUUUUUUGUAAAGUAUAUCGAAAAUAUUGUUUGGGGUGACAAAAAAAAAUUAUUGUGAAAGUUUGAGUCCAUAGUUUUUGUCUCCUAACAUUUUUGGCUAAAUUCACUCCGUCAAAAUUAUUCAAGUUAAAGUCAAAACGAAAUUCUUGUUUUUACCGCUGUAGAUUUUUUUUGUCAGUUAAAAACUUGAAUUCUUUUAUCGAUGAUAACCUUUAUGUUAUUGAUAAAAUAACUGAAAAUUAAAAAAAUAUAUAUAACACCUUCGAAUUUUUUCGCUUUAAGAAGCAAUUUUCUUUAGAAAAUAUUAUUUUCACUGUUUUUAUAUAAUACACAUUCAUAAAGAAAAAAUCAAAUUUUCAUCCAAUCAUUUUGUUUUGACUUCAACUUUAACCUUGAAUAACUUAUAAUAAAGUGAAUUAAGUGAAAAUGUUAAGAGUCUUUUUUGUAGAGCAUUUGAUUUGCCAUAAGAAUAUUUAUCGUUUUUCAGGUACUGAAUUUUACAUGAAUUACAAAAUUCCAAAGUUAAAAGAUCAAAUUGUAAACCUACACCAAUUUUUAAGGCAUGAUUUUAAGGAAACGGUUCAUCUGACGGAAAAUUUCAUUUAGGCCUUUUUUGUAGAGCAUUCAAUUUCCUUAAAAAAAUAUCAAUGAGUCAGUUUUGUUAAACUCAAUGGUUUGGGAGUUCUGAGACAAAAACUCGCAAAGGAAAGUUUUUUUUAAAUUGCCAUGAUAGACCUCUUAAUAUUAAUAUUAUGGACUCAAACUUUCACAAUAAAUUUUUUUGGCCCAGUACAGUGUACAGUAGGGCGAAAUAUGAAUAUUUUUUAAAUUGAAAAUGCCUGUAUAUAGAAAACUUGUGUAUGAUAAAAAUAAAUAUUUUGAACAAAAAUAUAUUUUUAAUUCUUUCCACUGCUCCAGAGCUAUCCUAAAUAUAAAAAUUAUAAAAUUUAGAGGGUAAAAACAGUUAAUUUUUUUUAGCCAAGAUGUUUUUAGGGCAUAACUAACUUCUCCAAAAUUGGGCAAAUUGAUUUUCAAAAAAAAAAACAAGCUAAAUGGUACUUUGUAAAAGUUAAUUAUGCUAAAAAUAACUUCUUGGCUCAAAAACUUUUCCACCUCCGUCUGAAUAUUAUAAUUUUUAUGAUUAAGAUGGCUUUGGGGCGGUAGAAGGAAAUUUAAAAAAAUUAAAAUAAAAAAUAUAUUUAUUUUUACCAUACAUAAGUAUUCUAUAUACAGGCGUUUUCAAUUUUAAAAAUAUUCAUAUUUCGCACCACCCUAAUGUACAGGGUGAUCCCCUAAAAUGCCGCCCCAUUUUAACUUUUUUAUUUUAAGUGUCCCAAAAAAUUUUAAAGUGUGGUACUGAAAAAUUAUUUUUUUCUACCUAUAGAAAAAAUUGGAAAAUUGAUCAGUAUGGGGCCGUUCAUUAAUUACGUGAGGUGUUUAGGGGGGGAGGGGGUCGAGCCAAACCUCACCAAAUCUUACGUGGGGGGGAGGGGGGCUCUCGGCAAAUAUCACGUAAUUUUUUUUUCCGAAAGAAAGAGUGUAAAAUUGCGAGAAAACCGGGUUAAAUUAAGUAAACAAUUAUAAGCAAAUUGUUUUUUUAAAUAAAUCUAAUGGAAUCAAGCACAGAUUAACUUAUUUACAUUAAAACCAUGCAUUUUAAAAAAUCUCACGUGAGAUUAAGGGGGGGGAGAGGGGGUCGAGCAAAAUCUCACGACAUCUCACCAAGGGGAGGGGGGGGGUCGAAAAAUCGCCAAAAUUGUCUCACGUAAUUAAUGAACGGCCCCUAUUCAGGGAAAAACAAAGAGUUUUUUUCUCAAUGUUAAAUUCUAAGCAUAAUUCAUAUAACAUACCAUAUACCAAAAUUUAUUCCCAUUUUUUUUAUACUUAGAAAAAAAGUACCUACAUAACCACAUUUUUAAAUUUAUGGGACACUUAAAAUAAAAAAUUUAAAGGGGGGCGACAUUAUAGGGGAUCACCCUGUACAAGGAAAUUGUAAAAUUGACUUAACAAAGGAAAAUGUAAUUUUGCUAAAAACAAAAAAAAGGUGGAAAAUAAGUCCUGUAAAGUAAACUUUGCCUGAUAAAAACUUAUUAUUAAACAUUUGAAUUAAAAAUAUGCAAUACUUUUGUUCAUGAUUACAGGGGUGUUCAAAAAUAGCCUGAAAAAUAUUAAUUUUUUUAGAAAAAAAUUCCUAUAAAUCUUGACAAAGAUUCCUAAAAAUAAAUAUGCCAACAACUUAAAAAAAAAAUCUAAAAUCAUACUUUUAACCCAAAAGUUUUUUUCAUUUUAUGUUUCUAGGAGUUUAAAUGAUCAUUUUGAGCCCAAAAUUGAAAUAGGUUAUUCCUUCAAGGAAAUUUGAUUGGAUUUUUUUUACAUACCUAUUUUUGAUUUUUUUUUUUGUUCCUACAAAAAAUUUUUGCAAGUUAAAAAAAACACAUUUUGAACAAAAAUUAUUAACCCUGAUAAAUUAACUUUUUUAUAAAAAACAAUUUUUUUUUGAAAUUAUUAUUAAAUUAAUAUACUACAAUUUUUAGACCCCUGUAGGGCAUUUUUUUUAAAUCAAAUUUCCUCAACGUACUUUUGGGUUAAACGUAUUUUCAAAUAGUUUUGUUCGUUUUUAAAUCAUUAUAAAAUAUGAUGAAUAAAUGUCACCAAAAUUGUUUUUGCAUACAGAUUUAUGGAACUUAAUUUCAUAAAAUACAUUUUACACGUUAUUUUUGGAAAUUCCCUUUGCGCGAAAGUGCCCCACACUACAAGGGCUAACUUCGUUGCCAUGGUUACCGAUUGUUAAUUGCUUCAAUGACGUCAUCAGCCGAUCGGAGAUACGACACAAGGUAGGCGAGCGUGCGAUGUUGCCGGGUCGAUAAAGUUUGUUUGAAUUCAGGGAUAAGUAUUUUUUGUUUUAGAAAAUUAAAUUGAAUUUUUAUUCCUUUGGUGGCGAAGUUAGCCUGAAACAAGUUUUUUACACGUUUUUUUGUUAUACAAAUAUGAUUGUUGCUCUCAUUUUUACCGGGAAAUGUGUUAGUGAAUGGCCCUCUAGUUGUAUUAUUUAUUUUGUGUUAAAUCUCUUGGGAGAUCUAUUUGAAUAUUUUGUACCAAAACUUAUAUAUUUUAAUUUUAUAUUAAUAUCACUAUUAUUUUGUAUUAAAAAGGAUUACAUAACGCCGUGAUUCGUUAGAGACUAUUUUUCAAUUUGUAUAUAUUAAUAAUUAUGUAAUAUUUUAUAGGAUUCGCGGUGUUAUUUAUCCCAUAGAAGAGAGAAUAUUUGUUCAAGAACAAACAAUUUUUUUAAUAAAAUCGUUAUCUAAUAAUUCAGCACUUUAUUUCUUAAAAUAAAUAAACUUAACAAUAUUAAACAAAAAACUUAUUCAACAAGUUUUGGGUGAAACAAUUUUACCCUUGUAACGCGAAAGAAAACAAUAUAUCUUCAAUCUUUCAGGUAAAUCCAUGCUGCUAGCUAUUUUUGCCUCUUUAAUAGAAUAAUCAAGACGCUUUGUGAACACCUUAUUAUAUUUGGAUUUUGGGGUAAGAUUUAGGAUGUUUGCCUUUAUAUCUUUUGGUUUUACCCAAGCCCUGGUUACACAGGCCGAAUCAAAAAAGGUAACAUGAUACCAAGUCUAAAAACACCCAAACAACAUGUUAUGAGUAGCUUAUAUUAAGAAAAAACAAACUUACCGGUAUAUUGAUGCCUUCUUCAAUCCAAUAAUAACUUUUGAAAUCUGGGUCUUCAUCAACCAUUGCAGGCCACCAUGGGAAUCCAUCUAUUCUAGCCCAAACAAUACUUCCAGCAUUGUACAAACUGUGGAUGUUUGUGGUGGCAUAAGGUGGUUCUGCAACUUUUUUUAUGUUGAGAGUUCCAGAGUUUUUUUAUUUUUACAGUAGGCCACUGACAAUAAAUCUACUUUACGGGUUUUUAUUUUAAUGUUUUG
This is a messenger RNA of Brassicogethes aeneus, 7218 nucleotides long. Lineage: Eukaryota; Metazoa; Arthropoda; Insecta; Coleoptera; Nitidulidae. The record is from the annotation of a GenBank genome assembly.